Messenger RNA from Moneuplotes crassus, 377 nucleotides. NCBI's taxonomy places the organism in Eukaryota, Ciliophora, Spirotrichea, Euplotida, Euplotidae. The record is from the annotation of a GenBank genome assembly.
CAUAAUAUUAUCUAAAAAAUGGCCAGAGGGAACCAAAGAGAGAUUGACAGAGAAAGAGCAAUGAAGAGAAAAGAUAAGAAGAAGAUCAAAACAACAAAGAGCGGCUUCGAGAAAAGAAAAGAAGAUGAUGCCGAAAGAAUGAGAGAAAAGCAAAGACUCGCAGAAGAAAGAAAACUUAAAGAGGCUGAAGAAGAGAAAAAGGAAUUAGCCAGCGAACCAGUUAAGCCCAAGAAAGAUAAGAAAAAGGCUAAAGCUAAGGUCCCUAACUUCUUACUUGGCUUCACUGGUGGUCAUGAUGAACUCAAAGCCAAGAAGAAGGCAAAGAAGGAGCUUCAGAAGAAGAAGGGGAAAUAACUAAUUUGUCUUCUAAUUCUCUU